This is a messenger RNA of Ooceraea biroi (clonal raider ant), 2067 nucleotides long. It is a transcript of the gene Cbs, whose product is annotated as cystathionine beta-synthase. Gene Ontology annotation, molecular function: cystathionine beta-synthase activity. The record is from RefSeq and is a predicted model, not a curated record. NCBI's taxonomy places the organism in Eukaryota, Metazoa, Arthropoda, Insecta, Hymenoptera, Formicidae. Gene Ontology annotation, cellular component: cytoplasm.
ACGAGACGAUAGAUGUGUGCGUCACGCAGCGUCACGUGACCAUACUCCCUCCACUCCUAUUCCGUGCUGGCCGCGGCCCGAAUCUACCAUCUACCCAUUCAGUACGCGAAGUGGUACGAAGCGGUGCGAAGUUCACGAAGUCGAAGUGUGAUUGAUGAGCUGAUUGUGAUUCACGUGGCGCGCCGGACUGCAUUCCCAUAUUUAUUUCUGUUUUAUUUUAUUCUUGUAUCACGCGCCGCGCUUCGAUAAAUAAGUCGUGAUAAUACUUCGUGCUUCGUAGCCGCUACUAUCUUCGUCCCCAUUCUUCUUCCUUCCUCCGAAGCGUUCAACUCCAAUUGUCCUGAGUGAAGUCGAGGAGCGGUGACGGAGAGAAUACAUUUACGGCAAAUUUACGAAUUCUCGUUCGAUAGAUAACAAAUGGACAAUCCCGUGAUGGAACUGUUGCGGCCGGACAGACCCGCUCAGUGCACGUGGACAGCGAACGAGGGUGGUUCGCCACAUACGAAGCGAACGGAAGUGCCAAGUCGAAGGAAAACGUUACCGGAUAUUUUGAGCGCGAUUGGUCAGACGCCUAUGGUUCGGCUAAAUAAGAUUCCCAAGGCUCAUGGAAUCGAAUGCGAAAUGUAUGCGAAAUGUGAGUUUUUCAAUCCCGGGGGAUCCGUGAAGGAUCGGAUAGCGCACAGAAUGAUUCAGGAUGCGGAGGAGAAGGGCCUGCUGAAGCCUGGAUUUACGAUAAUCGAGCCGACCAGCGGUAACACCGGGAUCGGCUUGGCGAUGGCGGCGGCAGUGAAGGGGUACAAGUGCAUCAUCGUCAUGCCGGAGAAGAUGUCCAACGAGAAGGUCUACGUGCUUCGCGCGCUCGGCGCGGAGAUCGUCAGAACGCCGACCGAGGCUGCCUGGCACAGUCCGGAGGCGCACAUCAGCGUGGCUCAAAAAUUGCAGCGGCAAAUACCCAACAGUAUCGUCCUGGAUCAGUACACGAAUUCCGGCAACCCGCUGGCGCAUUACGAUCAAACCGCGACGGAGAUCUGGGAGCAGUGCGAUGGGAAGAUCGAUUACGUGGUGCUGAGCGCCGGCACUGGGGGAACCGUGACCGGAAUUGGGCGGAAAUUGAAGGAGAUGUCGGCCAACAUAAAGGUGAUCGGCGUGGACCCUAUGGGCAGCAUCUUGGCGCAACCGCCCGAAUUGAAUAAGGGAGACGUCGGGUUUUACGAGGUGGAAGGGAUCGGGUACGACUUCGUGCCAACCGUUCUCGACCGCGACGUGGUCGACGUGUGGAUGAAGUCGGAGGAUCACGAGUCGCUGAACGCGGCGCGCGAAUUGAUCCGCAAGGAGGGAUUGCUGUGCGGCGGUAGCAGCGGCGCGACACUCUCAUCGGCCUUGAAGAUCGCGAAAGAUCUGCCGGCGGACAAGCGUGUGGUCGUCCUCUUGCCAGACGGCAUACGCAACUACAUGACGAAAUUCGUGUCGGACCAGUGGAUGGAAGUCAGAGGUUUUCUGCCGUGCGAACCUCUGACGGAGGGGAACAAGCAUUGGUGGAACACUCCAGUAUCGAGUCUGUCGAACCUGAGGAAGCCCGUGUUGCCGGAGGGAGCUACGUGCGGAGAAACCAUGGAUCUCUUCAAAACCACCAGUGACCGGCAGCUUUUGAUAACAACCGACAAUAAACGAGUCAAGGGUGUCGUCACUUCGGAUGCCCUCCUAUCGAAAUUGAUCUCUGGCGCGGUGGCGCGAACGGAUCGCGCCGAGGAGGCGAUGCUUAAACAGUUUUCGACGGUCACGGCCUCACAGACCACGCUCGGCAGACUGUCGCGCAUCCUCGAGAAGGAGCUGUACGCCGUGGUCAUUGACAGCGAGGACGCUUUGGUCGGAAUUGUCGAUCAGAGCGAGCUCUUCAGCUUUAUCAGCAAGCUCGAUAACGUGGCGCAAAAUGGCAUUAUCUGUGCGAACCUCUGACGGAGGGGAACAAGCAUUGAUGGAACACUCCAGUAUCGAGUCAAGAAUUAAGAAGACUGGAUAUGUAACAGGUUUUCUUACUCCUUUAUAAUAUAUUACAUUGUUGCAACU